Molecule: messenger RNA, 1891 nt
Organism: Dreissena polymorpha
Lineage: Eukaryota; Metazoa; Mollusca; Bivalvia; Myida; Dreissenidae
Product: zinc finger protein 862-like
Exons: 3
Coding region: 1086-1508 (140 amino acids)
Source: RefSeq, a predicted model, not a curated record
CGUCAUGCUGAUGUGUUUACUUGAAAAGUAAACCAAUCGACGUCCGCGGCUUGCAUUUCCGGAAAAUCGGUUUAUUUUGUAACCUGGUGUGUGUUUACGUUCCGUGUGUUGUUUCCAAACUUGUAAUCCAUACGUGCAUUAUGCUAAAAUACGUCGCUGGAGCGAAGCCGGGUAAGAAACUGCCAACAACGGAACGUAAGUCAAGCAAUGACUAUGAAAAAAGUCGUAAACGUGAUUUUCAAGGAAAAUGGUUAAACAUCUAUCCUUGGUUGAAAUAUGAAAAUAAUGUAAUGUAUUGUUCAGUUUGUCGCGUACAGUCCAUGAAAACAAAACAGCACGAGUCCCUAGCCUUUGUAAAAAGCACAGACAAUUUUAAGCUCGAGUCAGUUAAACAACAUGAUGAUAGCAUCGUGCAUAAAAGGUACAUUGAGAUAGGAGAGGCGAAAUCACAACCAUCCUGUAAGAGUAAGGCUGCUGAAGCUUUAAGAACAUUGCAUGAAAGUCAGCACAACAGUCUGGCUAUCAAAUUUCGCACUGCCCAUGCACUGGCCAAAACCCACAUGAGUUUUAGAACAUACAGUACCAUAUGUGUGUUAGAUGAGGCUAAGGGAUUGGAUGUUGGUGUGAACUAUCGUAAUGACAAAGCUGUUGCUUCUUUUACAAAAGCUAUUGCAACUGUUGUGCAAAGAACAACUGUAGAAAAAUUGAAGAAUACACAGUUCUGUAGUUUCACAAUUGAUGGGUCAACUGAUUUCACGGGAGAUGAUCUUGAAAACAUCUACAUUCGAACUGUUCACUCCGGACGUGUUGAGGACACAUUCUUGCACAUAGGUUGUGCUGAAUCUGGCUCCAGCAAACACAUACAUGAGCAUGUCAAGGAAGUGUUUGCAAAACUUCACAUUACAGAUGAAAUGCAGUCAAAACUCGUCGGUUUCACUGCAGAUGGAGCAGCAAAUAUGCAGGGUAACAAGACUGGACUUGCAACACUGUUGAAAGCAGAAUGGCCACACCUAGUAGCUACACACUGUCUAGCUCACAGACUCGAACUGGCAUUCAAAGAUGCCGUAUAACUGACAAACAUAAACAUGUAUGAAAAGAGUAUGACUCUACUUAUUGGACUGUAUUAUUUGUACCACAAGUCCCCUAAACAGAAGAAAGCGCUUCAGAGAGCAUUCGUCAUGAUGGACUUCAAGACAUCUAUAAUGCCUACACGCAUCGGUGGGACCAGAUGGUUGCCACACUUGGACCGUUCACUGUCAGCCUUCUUUAAAGGCUACAGAGCGCUAGUGUACCAGCUACAGACGUCAUCCCAUGACAAUGCCAAGGCAGAGGGGUUUGCCAAGCUGGCUACAGUUGGCUUUUUGAUCCUUUACUUGCUACAGCUCAAGGCCGUGGUUUCAAUGUUGAUGAGACUGUCAAAGUAUCUACAGAAGCAGGAGGUUUUCUUGGCUGAUGCUUACUCUAGGGCAGCUGUGACAAUGAAAGGCCUUGUGAUCUUGAAGUCGUAAGUAUGUUAAAAUAUAUAGUGCCAACACGUUUUAAUAAUACAUGUAGUUAAAGAGUUAAAAAAAAAAAUAACCAUUCCUGCUUCAGGGAGUCAGAGUGCUUAGCUGACGUUGAGCAAGUCCUCUCUGACAAAGCUUAUGAUGGCAUUGAGUUGACAUUUAGGGGUCAGAGACCACAACCUGUGCUGGAAAAAAUUGUUGACUCUGUCAUAGGCAAAAUUGUGGAACGCUUUCCUCAGAAGGACCCAGUCAUUGAGGCUACCAAAAUAACUGGACUGAACAAUUGGCCUUAUGACCAAUCAAUGAAACGUAUAACACAGUUAUGCAGGCAUUUCCAUGUGCGCUUUAAGCACCGGGGCACCCCUGUGCCUUAGUACUAUUCAAUU